AUGGCGGACGACAAGGUGAACGAAGCACAAGGAAAAUCCAAUUUUUCGGACGAAGACGAGGAAAGGUUGCUCGCUGAAGAGGGCGAACAAACACAAGAUUAUGUCACCACCGGUGACACAAAUAAUGAUUCCACUAGGAUGUGGGAGGCCAUCAAGGGCCUUGGAAAGAAACUCGAUCUUUUGGCGGGAACGCCAAAUACACGCAUCACCGAUGCUCCACUAAAGCGGAAAAUACCGCACACAGUGACUAAAGAGUCAAAAAAUGACGCAGAAACCCCACCGGGGUCAUCUCGUCAAAAGAAGCGAAAAUCUUCAUCAGUUUGCGACGAUGCAUCUGACGAUUCUGAUCGAGACGUCACAGCCUUGCUCGACAAGGAGGACGAACAAGAUGGCGACGAGAGCGAUAAACUCUUGCAAGAGAUUGAAGAAGAAUACAACAGCGAGGACAAAACAGGUCCGGACGUAAACGUUCAUCUAGCAAACCUAGUCAACAAAAGGUUUGCUGGGAAGCUCAAAGAAGCAAAGCUCAAAGAGAAAUGCGAGCUGUAUAUCCGACCCGGAAAUUGUGAUAAACUCAAAGUUCCUCUCGUGAACCCCGAACUGUGGGGGAAACUUGGACCACCGGUCAAAACACAGGACUUGAGAAUCGCAAAUGUCCAGCAGACCAUAGUGAAAGCAACUGUUGCACUCACCGAGGCAACAGAAAGAAUUACAAAAGUCAAGGGGAACAUCGAAGGGAAACAGCAAAUUAUAACCUCUUUGACUGACUCACUUGCUCUGCUGGGACACGCAACUUAUGACCUAUCGUUGCGACGGCGAGACAUCAUGAGGCCGUCAAUAAAUCGAGAGCUUCGUGCUCUUUGCAGUCCACAAAUCCCUGUUACAGAGUUCCUGUUUGGGGAUGAUGUACAAAAUAGUUUAAAAACUAUUACAGAGUGCAACAAGAUUGCCAGUUCAACUGUAAAGCAAGGGUCGGAUUACAAACACAAACCGACCUACUCUAGAGGUGGAAAUUACAAGCCUCAAGCCAGUCAAGGUUAUGGGCAUGGAAGCAAGCCUUUUUUAGGCCAGCGCAAAGGCUACCAGCCAUUCAAAAAGAAAGUGUGGACACCACAGCACAAAAGGGAGGACAUGAAGUGAUCCUCACCGAAACACUACAAACAGUAAUUGAUAAUGUAAGUAAAUUUGAUAGUCUUUUACCACAUAUUAUGACAGGUCUAGAGCAAAAUGUUAGGACCUUGAAAGCAGGUAAUCUUUCUAGUUUCCUUAACAGAUGGAAAUCUCUUACAUCUGAUAAAGAAAUUAUUGACAUGGUAACAGGUACAACUAUUGAUUUUGAGCAUGUACCAGUCCAAUCUAGGCCACCGGCCAUACAAACAUUCUCAGACCCUGAGGUACAAAUCAUUGAGACUGAGCUCAGUAAACUCCUAAGCAAAGGGGUAAUUAAAAAAGUUGAACGUGAAAAAGGUGAUUUUCUUUCGCCCAUAUUCCUCAAGGCAAAGAAAGAUGGCUCAUACCGCCUAAUUUUGAAUCUCAAAGCUUUGAAUAAAAAUAUCACUUAUCAGCAUUUUAAAAUGGACACACUUUUGUCAGUAGUCAAACUUAUGAGACCAAAUUGCUUUCCUAAUGGGCUAUGUUUCUGUCCUAGGAAAUUUACAAAGCUUAUUAAGCCAAUUCACUCUUCGCUUAGAUUGCAAGGUCAUUUCCUUGCUGGUUAUAUUGAUGACAAUUACAACCAAGGGGACACUUACCAGGAAUGCUUGACUACUGUGCUUGAAACAGUAAAACUGGUAACCGAGUUAGGGUUUUGUGUGCACCCUGAGAAAUCAUGCCUUAUACCAUCUCAAGAAAUAAUUUUUCUUGGGAAUGUUUUAAACUCUGUCACCAUGACUAUUACACUAACCGAUGAGAAAAAACAGAAAAUUGUGAAGGCAUGUAAGGCACUGCAGAGACAGCAAAAUCACACUAUCCGGGAGGUUUCUAAGGUGAUAGGGCUCAUGGUGUCUAGUUUUUCAGCAGUUAUGUAUGGACCAUUAUACUAUAGACAACUAGAGCGGGAUAAAUCUCUAGCUGUUAAAGACCAUAACGGAAACUAUGAUGCACCAAUGGCUCUAUCACCUGUGGCCAGAAUAGAAUUACAAUGGUGGGUAGACAAUAUUGACAAAGCAUUCAAUGUCAUCAACCAUGAACCCCCAUCAAUUACAAUCAAUACAGAUGCAUCAAAAAUUGGAUGGGGUGGUGUAUUGGAUGGUAGAACUUGUGGGGGACAUUGGUCACCCCAAGAAUCAGAAGAGCAUAUUAAUUGCCUUGAAUUAAUGGCUGCUCUUUUUUCAAUCCAAUCACUAACACCUGACAGGAGCAAUACCCACAUUAGAUUGAAGAUUGACAACACGACAGCAGUGGCUGCUAUUAACCAUAUGGGCACUAGCCACUCAAUACAAUGUAACAAUGUAGCUUUAGAUAUUUGGCAGUGGUGCAUCAGCAAACAAAUCUGGGUCUCAGCGGAACAUAUUCCGGGCAAAUAUAACAUAGUAGCUGAUAAAGAGUCAAGGGAAAUAAGCACCAGCAAUGAGUGGAUGUUGAACCCCACACUCUUACAUUAAGCACUUGACAAAUUACAAGUUAACCCAGAUAUAGACAUGUUUGCAUCUAGAUUAAAUGCUCAAUUUCCCAGAUAUAUCGCAUAUAGACCAGACCCAGGAGCACAAUCUAUUGAUGCAUUUUCUGCUCAGUGGAACACUUUCCAAGGUUACUAUUUUCCUCCUUUCAGUGUCAUUUCAAAAGUUCUUCAGAAACUGGAGCAGGACAAGGCAACAGGAGUAAUAGUAAUCCCCAAAUGGCCCACCCAGGUGUGGUAUUCCAUGGCAAUGAGGAUGCUGAUCAGCUGUCCAGUUCUUCUACAGCACAGUGCCAGACUGUUAUUGCUACCAAGCCACCCACAAGAAACACACCCCUUACACAAGAAACUGGAUCUGCUAGUAUGUCACUUGUCAGGGGACAGUUGCAAACAAGCGGACUUUCAACAACAGCUUCAGACAUUUUCAUGUGUGCCUGGCGGGAUGGAACUAAAAAACAAUACCAAACCUACCUUACACAGUGGGAAAACUACUGCAACUCCAAAGGGAUUAGUCCAGUUUCAGCUACUGUAAUUGAAGGUAUCAAUUUUCUAGCAGAACUAGUUGAUAGGGGUAUUGGCUACAGUGCAGUUAAUACAGCCAGAUCUGCCCUUUCAACCAUACUUGUAGCUAAUGAUUCUCUUACGUUUGGUAUGCACCCUUUGGUAAAGAGGUUUUUAAAGGGUGUUUUUGAACAGAAACCUUCGUUGCCACGUUAUGCAUUUAUUUGGGAUGUCAAUCAAGUGUUAAAUAGACUGCGUUCUUACCCUUCUAUUGAAUGUAUUUCACUAAAGGAACUUACAUUAAAACUUGUUAUGCUGUUGGCUCUUCUCACUGGUCAACGAACGCAAACGAUUCAUUAUUAUUAUUAUUAUUAUUAUUAUUAUUAUUAUUAUUAUUAUUAUUAUUAUUAUUAUUAUUAUUAUUAUUAUUCCUAUGUGACGUAGACUAUGAUGAGGUAGAAUUUAAAAAUUAAACGAGACUUACCUGUAAGUUGAAGACUUGAAGUUUGAUGUAGAUUCUACCGAUUCAUAGUCAGGAACAUAGGAAUUACGUGCCCUCCCAACAUUGGUUAUACAAAUAACUCACGGCAUUAAAAAUGCUAAGAUGAUCCCUCCCUAUUUACGUGGGAUCCUGUGCUCAUUCACUGGUAAACAUUAAUAUAGCUUGCUCGCGCAAUCUCACGUAAUUCCUAUGUUCCUGACUAUGAAUCGGUAGAAUCUACAUCAAACUUCAACUUACAGGUAAGUCUCGUUUAAUUUUUAAAUUUUCUUUUAAAACCGGAAGUAAUUUACAUAUCAGAUCCGCCAUCUUGUUUUUUUUUUCGAUAUUGAGUCCAGCCACAAUAUGCUUGUGAUUUUCUUCAGAAAAUAUUUCCAUUACUAAACCAGAUCGUUCUAAAGUAAAAAAUAUUCAGUCUGCUAUUUGUAGUCAAGGUAAAAAUAUGUAAAAUUGUGAAGAAAACGGAAGGAUCACCAUGUGAGCUGUAAGUAUACAGAUUGAAUUCUCUGUAAAAAUAUGAUACUCGAUUUGUAAAUAAGUGGACUUAUAAUAUAUUUACCUAUUCAAGUUUCACUUCAACUAUAAUGGGGGGUUAUAUUGAAUGGAAUAUACAGAAAUCGAAACACAUAGACAUCUUAAGAUGAAAAUAAUGACAAUAUAAUUCUGAGUAAUUUUGGGUUUUCAGGCAUAGUUUUCUACAACCUCGUACCCAGGACUAGUCGCGAAUUGAAGGCGGGCGACAUAGCCUUCAAUUCGCGACUAGUCCUGGGUACGAGGUUGAGUUUUCUACUGUCUUCUCGUGUUUCGAUACAGUUUCUUAAUGGCAAAUCGCGUUUAUUAUUAUUAGUUUUUGGACAAUUAUUAUGUACUAAUUGAAAAACAAAGAGCCUUACUUAAAACAGCAUAAACCACGAGUUUGAAUUAAAAAAAAUCGAAUUUACAGGGCUACUUUGCCAGGGCAACAAUCACAUUUCAAUAUGGUGGAUAUUUUGGCUUUAAAUAAUAUAAAUCGGAAAAGACAUUGGUGACCCACAAUUUUUAUUUAAUAAAAUAGUUUCUUAGUGUAUUGAAUUCUUUGACAGUUUUCUAUUGACCCAACAUUCUUCAAAUUAAGCAAAUGUGAUUAUUGAUGGUGUUCGUUUCGAUUAUCCAUAGAAUUUGUUGGAUAAUCCCAUGGAUGACCCUGAAGGUUUUGUCACCCCAAAGACUGAAUGGAGGCUUUGUGCGUUAUGCCAAGAAGUAAGCGAAGAGCCCUUACAGUGCCCUGCAGACUCAAAACGCCAAGACAUAGGUGCUGGAUAUAAAACUUUGGCAGGCAAUUUAGAGAAGUUCGCGAAUCUUGGAUGUAUGCCAAGGGAAAUCAGUCUAUCCCGAUUGAACGAAGGCGGUGGCAUCGCAGCAACGUUAAUAAAGAACAAUGCCCGAUGGCAUAGAAGUUGUUAUGCCCUUUUCAACUCGACCAAGCUAAAAAGAGCUGAAAAAAGAAAAAAGAAGAAGCAGCCGCUAGGUGGUGAAAAGUUUAUGCGUUCAAAUGCCAAUGCCUAUACCAAAGACACAAGUCCCUCGUGUUUCUUGUGCGAGUCUGAUGAUCAGCCGUUACACUGUGUCUCGACACUUGGGGUAGAUGCUCGAGUCCGUGAGUGUGCAUCGUUGUUAAAUGACGAAAAACUUUUAGCUAAGCUUGGCGGUGGAGAUCUGAUUGCUCUAGAAGCACGCUAUCACGCUAAGUGCCUUGCAUUGCUGUAUAGGAACGCAGAGUACGCCAAAAGAGAUAAUGUGCCGGAGAGCGAAAUGCCUCACCGUCAGGAUGGCAUUGCCCUGGCGCAGCUUGUCACAUUUAUCGAAGAAACGCGGUCAACUGGAAAAGAGCUGCCAACAUUUAAACUCGCAGACCUGGCACGAAUGUACACAGACUGCUUGCAGCAGCUCGGUUAUGAAUGUACUACACGGGUGAAUACUUCGCGUCUUAAGGAACGUCUUUUAUGUCAAAUCAUGUAAAGGGAUGCAAUGUAUUUUUUGUUUUCACGAAGGACGUUGGCAAUGCACUGCAUAAACUCCAUAAAGAUGACGUAGAUGAUGAGGCUAUGCAUCUAGUAAAGACAGCCUCAAUCGUCCGUAAAGACAUACACGCCAAUAAAUACUCCUUCAAUGGAUCUUUUGAGCAAAAUUGUCAAAGUAGCUCUAUCCCAACAUCCCUCUUAUCCCUUAUCACCAUGAUUCUCUACGGGCCUAACAUAAUUGGCCAGGCUGAACGCUCAUCGAAAGAACAAGCUGCUCUAACCAUCGCACAACUGGUGCAGUUCAAUACGUAUCAGCGUCGCCGGCAAGGAGAGGUUAAACGGGAACGGCGGAACAAAUCUCGAGAGUCUCCUCUGCCAAUCUAUGUAGGGGUAUCUGUAGACGCCAAGACUAGGAGCCGUGAUCUUGUAGACAGACUGCAUCGAUUAGGAAUCUCUAUUUCCUACGAUAGAGUAAUGAGCAUUUCAACAAACCUUGGUAAUGAAGUAUGUCGCUGUUAUCGGGAAGAGAGGGCAGUGUGUCCUUCAAAUCUACAUCUGGGCCUUUUUACAACAGCUGCCGUGGACAAUAUUGACCACAACCCGCGCUCGACGACUGCAAAGGAUUCAUUUCACGGCACUGGUAUAUCUUUAUUUCAGCACCCAUCCACAGAUAAUCCUGGUACGGAACGGCCACCUAUCAAUAUAUCACAAGAUACCGGUAAAUCAAUCAAGGAACUUCCAGCAUCCUACACAGACGUCAUCCCUGUGUCAGCGACAGGAGGUAAUGCUCAGAUUCCAGCCACUGUCUCGGAGAUAAAAUCGGAUGGAAGCUCCUUCGCUCGCGGCAUGAAGGAUGAGCUAAAAUGGCUUGAGGAAUCCAGCGCCAUAAUUGUUAACCAGCAAACCUUGGAAGAAAACGUAAAUGUGUCUUGGUCCGCUUUCCACUCACAUCAACCAUCAUGUACCCCACCCAUUUCAAUCGCAAUUUCAGCGCUUUUACCACUUUUUUCUCACCAAGCCAAAUCAGUUGCCAUGAUUAAGCAUGCCAUGGACGUCAUAAAGCUUUCAGUUAAUCACUUGAAUCCUGGCCAAGUUCCUGUCAUCGCCUUAGAUCAGCCCCUGUAUGCUGUGGCGAAGGAGAUCCAGUGGAAGAUGCGUGACAAUUACGGCGAAGAUAAGUUCGUGAUGGUGUUUGGUGGUCUCCAUGUAGAGCAGGCAUUUUUGAAGGUGAACGGUCAGUGGCUCGAAAAUAGCGGAUGGACAGCAGCCCUUGUAGAUGCAAACGUGGCAACGCCAGGAACCGCAGAAUCGUUUAUAAAGGUGUCAAGCAUAACCCGCACACGAAGAGCCCAUCAAGUAACGGUGAGCACGCUUUUCAUUCAAGUGUAUGAAGAUUUUGGUAACCCCUUCGACGAGGAGAGCGCAGAUCUUGUUUUCUUGGAUUCCAAAGUAGUAGCAGACAAGGAAGGAGUAUUGAGAAUGCAGCAAGUGGAGGAACUUGGAAGGAAGCAGUGUGAAAAAUUCAUUCAAGAGCGCUUAGUAGAACGGAAGACACCACUGGAUGAACCUAUUACCAGAAACAAGCUCGACUUCUUCUCGACUACUUCACGAAAGAAGAAAUCAAAGGUAAAUCAGAAGCUCUCCUCUAUGAAAAGCCUGCAUAGCCUGCCAAACACGAAAUGGCGACCUGGAUGAUUUCUUCAGGCAUGAAAACCAAGGCUGUCCACCUUCACUAUCUGAUGAAGGAAAUCUGCGCUUACCGCGACAGAAAUCCGAGCUCGCAAAUUGUCUCGAGGCCCUCACCACCCCACACAUUGUCCCUCCAGCCAACAGCGACGUGAUAAUCAUGGAUGGAGCAGCAGUGGUCAACAUCAUUAGGCCUACAGGGACUGAAAGAACAUUCUCGGGGUAUGCUACAGCAACUUUUGUCCCCUACGUCAUCGCUCAGCUUCGCCAUGUAAAACGUGUUGACAUUGUGUGGGAUACGUACAAAGAGAACAGCCUAAAAGCCACUACUCGUAGUCUUCGUGGAGCAGGAUUAAGGCAACGCGUCGCAUCAGACAACCAACUACCAAGAAGUUGGAAAGAUUUCCUUCGUGUUGACCAGAACAAACAAGGUGACACAUACGAGGUGACACAUGUUUAUUCGUAUGACAGUCUGUGCGCGUCUGACACUGUAAAUUCACAAUAUAUAGAUUUAGUAUAUUAGGAAAAUAUUAUGAUUAAUAAAGACCAAGAAAAAGGCUAAAGCCUGAUAAUCACUGACAGACUUUCUCUGUUUGGCUAGUAUCAAAUGUUUACAUUUGCUAAUAUUGGGCUCUAGUCCCAGACGGCAGACAAUACAAUACUGUUUCUUUCAAUCUUAUAUUAAAACAACGUGGUAACCAGUAAUUAAAUCGGUGCAAAGCAUAUAAACAUUUACAAGAAAGGACAAAUCUAAUGGCGUAUUUUAAAAACAUUACAUAUGUGGAAAUGAUGACUGAAAAGCUCAUAAUAAACGUUUGUUAUAAAACCGCGCUCGAGUGUGAAGAGACGGCAUUGAAUAACAACACGAGAGAGCACUGUGAGUAACGAUUUGCUUGGCGGUUUCUUGACUUGACUGUUGGUAAAAAUGUAAGAAUGUUCUUGUAAAUUCAAAGCAAAGAAAAUAAACAAAAAUUAGCAAGUAUUUUAAACUUAAUAAUGUUUUUAACUGUUAAACAAAAUAUCUCCACUGGAAUCAUGUAAUUUGAUACUUUUCCCACACACCCUCGGGCGCUAAAUUUUGGACGAGGCACGUGACCAGCCCAUACCAGGGUAUUUCCUAAAUACCCUGGGAACGAGGUUGCAGGUAGAGUACAGUAUUACGAACUAAUAGCAUGACAUGAGGGAAAUUAGUGAUUGAAUGCCCCGAAGGCUCGGGAGGUUUGUGAAAUUCCCUCGGGCUGCGCGCGCCCUCGAAUUCCGCAAACCUCCCUCGCCUUUGGGGAUUUACUAAUUUCCCUCAUGUCAUGCUAUAUUGAUAUAUCAUAUUGUUUCUUGGACAAACUUUCUUAAAGCCUGGUUCACACCAGCAAUUUUGUCGGCGAUUUUGUGUUUCUGUCUUUCUGACGGAUGCAAAUGAGUAAACUCGCACGCACAAAAGUAUGAGUCGCAUUUCAGAAGAAAACAAUUCUAAGUCUUUUGCAUGUCAUUCAUUUGAUCACAUUUGCCAGGAGGAGAAAGAUCCCCGAUAGAAUUGCUAGUGUGAACCAGGCUUUACAGGGUUCGUAGUCUCCAAGGCCAAAAAAAUUUAAAGACUUUCAAAGAUAUUUUCUGCCUAUUUUCAAAGACUUUUCAAAGACCUUUGAGAGCAAUCAGCUGUCGAAAAAUUGCGAUUGUAAGCACCAUUUUUACCCAGUAAUUAGUCCCGUCAAAUCACAUCCUAAAAUGUGCCAUUUUGUCGAUAUUUGCGAAAAUCUUGCUUCAAUCAAUCUAUUUUAUUAGCUAGGAAAUCGUAUAAUCAAAUACUCACUAAAGAAUUUAAAGACUUUUAAAGACUUUCUUCGCUUUUUCACACAAUUCAAAGACUUUUCAAAGACCUUAAAGACCUACAUUCAAAUUUAAAGACUUUCAAGGAUUUCAAAGAACGCUACGAACCCUGCUUUAAUGCAUGCAUUGUGAUUUUAAUGUUACUGGGGGUUGGCCAGUCGGUGCGAGGGUACAAUGGUCGUUUCCGAAAACCCUUGGUAUUGUACCGCCUUGACUUUACUCUACUGUAGCAACCUCGUACCCAGGCUCUUUAGUCAGUUAAUAGCGUUCAGAGCUAUGGAUGAGCUAGGCGCGCGGGCAGAAAUCUGAACGCUUUUGAACGCUAUUAAUUACUAAAGAGCAUGGGUACGAGGCUGCUGCCAAGGAUUGCAGGCUCGGGGAACGAGAUUGUUUGCUGUGGAGAACGGGUGGUUAUUCUAACUGGGAUUUUAUAUUGUUGAAUGGUCGGUCGAUUUUCCUUUUGGUAUCGGUUUAGAAAACCGGGGUAUAUCAAUCAGUGGUAAAUUUCCCAAAUCGCCUAUAUUCAAGUUAUUCGAAAUUUGCUUUUCGUCUUGAAUUCGAAUGAUUUCACAAUUAGGUUUUAACACUUCUUUAGGAUGAGAUUUCCUAUCUGUAG
Messenger RNA from Paramuricea clavata, 9743 nucleotides. NCBI's taxonomy places the organism in Eukaryota, Metazoa, Cnidaria, Anthozoa, Malacalcyonacea, Plexauridae. The record is from the annotation of a GenBank genome assembly.